Effrenium voratum is the source of this 7202-nucleotide messenger RNA. The record is from the annotation of a GenBank genome assembly. Lineage: Eukaryota; Dinophyceae; Suessiales; Symbiodiniaceae.
AUGGAGGGCCUUUGGGAUGCCAGCCUGCUGCAGGGCCACGAGGUGCUGAUCAAUCGCGAGAGCUUUGUGAUCGACGAUGCCGAGCUGGUGGUCUCUUUGACGGCCGGGGUCGAGAUCUGCAGGGACUCUGAUCGGCUCCGAAAGGCUCCCUUCCAACCAGCCUGCUGCCAGGUGCGGGGGCCCUUCUUCAAUCCCAAGGCCAUGAAGGAGCUCACCAACGCGGAUCCCGCGGCGGAGGCCGCUUGCAGAGAGUCCGGAAGGAAGGGAUGCAGGUACUUGCAGACCUACGACUUGCAGGGCCUCACCCGCUUCAACGGCAGCGGGGUUAAGGUGAGCUUCAACGGCAAGACCUUCGAGAUGAAACACAACCAGCACUUCGUCAUCGGCCCCUUGGCUUCGGACGCCAUAGAAGUCACCGCGGGCGCCGGUAGGGCCCCGAGCUAUUUUGCGCCCUGCGCCACCGCUGAGUGGGAGGUUCUGCUCACCGAUACCUCCGAAGGCGCUGGGCGGCCAAGGCAGGUUUCGGCGCCGCUCAAGGCGCCGCCGAACGACCAGCGCCAGGGCUGCGGGAAGCAUCCGGCCGACUACUUCGCGGGCACCAUCGCGCUGCUCCAGCGAGGAGGCUGCUACUUCUCCUGGAAGGCGGUACUUGCCGAAGAGGCGGGGGCCGAAGCGGUGCUGAUCUAUGACACUGUGGACGUGCAGUCCACCGCGGUGCUGGCCAUUGCCGGGCCCUUCCCCAACCCCAGGAUCGCGGGGUAUUUGAUCUCCAAGGCACAGGGCCUCCAACUUCUGCAGCGCCUGGAGGGCGGCGAGGAGAUCGAGGUGCUAUGCAGCUGGAGCCCCAUGGAGGUCUGGUUCGAUCUGCCGGCCUACUCCUCGGAGGUGAAUGACACCUUGACGCUGGAGAACACCGGGGACGAGGAUAUGCAUUGGGUGGUGGAUGUCAUCGAUCACAACCGAACCUUCGAGGAGGACCCUUUUUAUUCGGCCAAGGUGCUGUCUCCUCCUGCAGAUUUCGACUUGUCCGCCCCGGGCGGCGCUGUUGAGGUCUUCGACCUCACGAUGUUCAAUGGCUCGGUGGAGCUGGACGACGAAGCCCAGCUCAUGGCCCUGGCGUUUCCCUUCCCGCACUACCUGCACUACUACCAGCAGGCCUUCGUCUCCUGCAACGGCGCGCUGAUCUUCGACCCCGUGCUCGACGAGCUCACGCGCCGCGCGGCCACGCUGGCGGCCCUGGAGCAGCCCGGGACGCCGGACGCGGUGCUGGCGGCGAUGUGGGCCGACCUCGUCUGCCCCAAAGGCGCCCGUGUGUCGGCGAAGCGCGCGGCGUCUGCAGAGAUCAUGGCUGUGCGCUACGAGGGUCUGCAGCUGAAGGGCGAGGAGGGUAACCUCACCUUCGAAGUGCGGCUGCACAAUGAUGGCCGGGUGCUGGUGAUUAUGGAGGACUUCCCGAGCAACGUGAGCGCCAUGUCCCAGGUGCAGGUGGGCCUGCAGCCGGCCACGGGCGCCAAAGCCUUGAGCAUCGGCGGUUUGCUGCCGUGGGCUGAGGGGCCGCUGGCGGUGGAGCUGACGCCCUGGGUAAGGAUCAAGGAGCACGGCGGUGAGAGCGUGGCUCCGAAUCAGUCGCUUACCCUGGAACUCGCCUUCGAGCGGCAGCCGGACCUCUACGGCUGGCUGCUGUUCUACGCGGAGCGGUCCAUCGGAAGUUGGCACCCCCGGCGCAACGUGCGCUUCAGCCAACGCCUCUUCCGCCACUUCUGGGUCCUCGGCGCCUGGGACGGCGGAAUGCAUUCUGGCAGCUGCGCCGCAGGUUUCGUGAGGCGUCGGAAUGUGACCUGCAUGGGCAACGACGGGAAGGUCUACGACCCCAGCUUCUGCGCUGGCACGUGUAUGGACCUCGACCCGGUGUACUACUACGACUACCCGGAGAGGUAUGUUUGGAAGGACGGGUACAACAACCGCUGCGAGGACUAUCGGGUUUUGGACUUCUGCCGUGACGGGAGCUAUGGAUCCAAGUGGCAGUCCUGGUGGGGCACCUUCAGCGACUGGACCAGCUCGGGCAUCGGUGCAGACGAGGCCUGCUGCUUGUGCGGCGGCGGUACCAUGGAGAUUGACACCCCCCACGCGGAGGAGCCGUGCCCCACGGUGAACUGCCCGGCCAACUCGGCGGGGGACAAUGUGCUCACGGGGUGCCGGUGCCGAGCCGGGUACAGCGGGGAAAUCAACCGCUCCCAGGACUACCCCUACUACUCGGAGCCCUGCUGGCCGGUGCUGUGCCCAGCCUUCUCCCUGGGCAUCAACGUCAUCAGCGGGUGCAGCUGCAUGGAGGGCUACGUGGGGAGCAUCCAGCCCAGUGAGGUGGAGCCUUUCUACACCGGGAGCUGCGUAGAGACCACCACGAGUACUUCCUUCACUGGCACAGCUACCAGCUCCACUAGGACCACCAGCACCAGCAGCUUUACCUUGUCCAGCACCAGGACAGUGACAACUGUGUCAAGCUCAAGCAUCAGCUUCACCACGUCUGUGACAUCCACAGCCACACUCACCAGCAGCACAAGAACCACCUCAAGUUCCACGGGCACGAGUAUCACCACCAGCUCCUCCAGCACUUCCAGUGCAACUCUGACCUUUACGGCGACCAAUACCAGCUCUACGACUAGGACCACAAGGACCACCACUUGGACUGCAAGCACCACAAGCCGCGGGGUUUCAGGCCCGACCACGCUGAGACGUGUGCACACGACUGCAGAAGCUGGAACGAGCUCCAGUGCUUCCGAAGGCUCUGGUGGAGUGACUUUGAACGUUGGGACGAGCUCAGUCUUCGAGACCUCCACCACGGAGCCUGAGGAGAACCUGACAAAUGCAAGCACCACCUCACGGGCCUUUGGCCAGUCCCAAAUGCAGUUUGCGGCUCUGGGAGGAGAGGAGGCGAAAGCUGGGGCCUUCUUCGGUCUCUUCUUGCUGGUGGUCCUGGUGAUGUCGGCCAUGUGCUGCAGUGUGAUUUUCAUGCUGGGGAAGAAGCGCUGCCGAUCGCGCGAGGCUGGUGGCAAGGUGCAACCUGAGGAUUCGGAGAAGAUUGAGGUGCCGCUUCGCGGGUGGUCGCAGGGAGAUUUGCAGCUGCGGCAGGAGGGUGAGGACCUCUUAGCGACUCUGAAGCGGGUUUGGACCACCUGGCGAGGUGACUUCGACGGCAUUGUGCCGGAUCCGGAAGCUCCGUCGUCUUACAAGAGCUCGGUGCGGGAAGCACUGCAAGACUGGCGACGAGUUCGAAAGGGAGCUACCAAGGACUCGCAGAAUCCCAAGCUGCUGAACAUGGCGGACAUUGCUGAAGACCUGGCACUAGGCGCUGACUGUGAGCCGAGCUUUAGCACUGUGCGGCGCAGCAUCGAGGAGCAUUGGCUGAAGACAUGCGCUGAGCGGGAGGAGUUUCAGGACCCGGGGGACUCCGUCUCGACCGCCGCGCUGCGCCGGCGAAGCUCCAGCGUGGGCUCCCUGCGGGAUGCCGCCGACGCGGAGACGGAGUUCGCCGCGGAGGUUGCGGAGAUCAUGGCGCAGCCGCCGCGCUCGGGCGCGGCGCUGGCGGCGCGGCUCUCCUCCAGCCGCGUGCUCUUUGAGCUAGCGCCGCGGCAGCGCCGUGUGGUGCUGGACCGCGCGGCCGAGGCGUUCGAUGCCUUCCAAGGGCAACAGCUGCAGCUGGAGCUGGUGCGUCUCUUCGCCGCCAAAUCUGCCGCCGGCCACGAGGACGCCAUCUCCGAAGGAGCAGGCCAGACGAGCAUUGCUGAGCUGGGGGAGGAUUUGCUGCUUCAGCUGAAGCAAAGUUUGCCACUUGCCGUUGCCGAGCUGGACAACUUCUGCGCUCACUGGCGCGCGAAGCCGCGUGAAGCCUCCGAAGCCGUGGCGUCGCGGCUGUGCGAGGAGCUGACGAGGAUGUUGCAGGAGGCGUCCGCCGGCGCCUUCCACCCUCUGGUGGAGGUAUCCCCGGAAUUCGAGGUGGCCUGGCGACGGAGGUUACAGGAGCUAGAGGGCGAGAUGAGACGAGACGCAUCUGCCAAGUCGCAAAGCCUGCAGGAAGUGAUUCAAGAAGACUCGGAGUCGGAGCUGAUUGACUCGGGACGGAGGCUAUCGGAAGGCUCCCUGGAAUCCGUGCAGCGCGCCGGCUCGGAGUUGAAGGGCAUCGUGGUGAAGUCGCCAAGCCUGCAGGAUCCGAGCCCAUCAGACUCAGAAGCUGACUCUGCGGGCUUGGGGGCCGUUGCCUCGUCCAACAGCCUGCAAGAUCCGCUCGACAACUCGGACUCGGACCUCGACUCGGUGCCUUUGCGGAGGUUUCCCGCGAGGAACCAAAAUCUGCAGGAGGUGGCGCGCAGGGCGGAGUUGGAGUUGGCGCGGCAGAUGCGUUCGCCAAGUCUGGAGGAUGCUGAUGCAGAGAUCAAGCCGCCAGAGAUCACGCCUCAAGAGGCGCUGCCUCAAGAGUCAAGGGCCGAGACGGAGUCCGCACUUGGCGUGGAGGUGGUUUAUCAACGGGCAGAGCGCGGAUUGGCGCCGGUGGCGCGCAGGGCGGAGUUGGAGUUGGCGCGGCAGAUGCGGUCGCCAAGCCUGGAGGAUGCUGAUGCAGAGAUCAAGCCGCCAGAGAUCACGCCUCAAGCGGCGCCUCAAGAGUCAAGGGCCGAGACGGAGUCCGCACUUGACGUGGAGGUGGUUUAUCAACGGGCAGGGCCCAGAUUGCUAGCCGGAAAGCCAGAGAAUUCGCAAAGCUUGCAAGAACUGGUCGAUGUGGAGCUGGAGAACUCCAAACCCUUCGGCAAGACCAAGAGUCGCAGUUUUCAGGACUUGGGCUCUGCCAAUGAGGAGCCAGCGAGCCACUUGCUGCUGGUGGAGAGUUUGUUGGACACCUUCACCUCCCACAGCUGGACGAACCCUCGCCGCCUGGCGGCCUCCUUGCGUCGUGCCGGGGAGUCGCAGGAGGCGCUGAUGGGCUGCGCGGUGCAGGCGAGGAUGCUGCUGAGGAGCCACGAGGUGGCGCCCGACUUCGUCUCCCCAUGGACGAGGUCUCCCCACCUGGAGCAGCUGGGCCAGGACCUCCUGAACGCUCUGAGGGGAGCCGAAGGUGAGGCUCAGGUUGAGGCGGUGACGGAGGCAUGGAAGGUGCGAAUGGCCGGCGAGGCGGCGCCGGAACUGCUGACAGCGAUGGCGGAGGAGACGAAACAGUUGGCGAAAGUGCAGGACCUGCUUUCCGUCUCAGACCGCCGCGUGUUAGAAGCCUCGAUCACCACGGUGUGGCACCACCUCCUCGCCCUCUCCGGCGCUGACCACGGGCCGAAUCGUUCCGAGUCUGUGGGCAGCGCUUUCGGGCCGUCUUUUGAGAUCGAGAAAUCCAUGGAGUGGCAGGCGAUCAACUCCAAGUCCAUCGAGUUUUCGGAGGAGUCGAUCGAGCUGAAGGCGAUGAACUCCAAGUCCGUCGAGUUGUCCGAGGAGUCUGACUACGAGAUGUCCCGGGAAGAGAGGCAGCUGAAGGUGGCGGCCAGCGCCUAUGGGUCCUUGGUGGAGGAAGUCUUGGAGGUGCUCGGCGAGAACGAGCAGGUGGAGACCGCUGUGGACGGCUGGCAGCAGCGCCAGAUCGACUCCCCCGUGUUGGACCGCGACACCGGAAAGCUGCUUCGUGAGAUGGCGGAGGAGACGCGGAGUUUAGCAAAGGCCUCCAGUUCUUCGAAUGGAAGUCGGCAGUCUUUGCUGAAACUCUUUGAGGAGGUUUGGGACAAGAAGAUGGCGCAGCGCCAAAGAGCCCCGCGGAGCGGGCCGUGGACCAACUGCGAGGUGCUGUAUCGGAGGGGCGAGGCGUUGCUGAACAACUUCGGUGACCUGGUGAAGGCCUCGAGGCGACAGAAGAUGAAGCAGACCCAGCUCAAGCGAGAGCUGGCACAGGUGGCCGACCAUUGGUGCCACAGGACGCUGGCUGCUGCAGUGGGCGCCGACUGCGUGAGCUACAAGCUCCUGCGUGAGAUGUCCCUGGAGGCGCAACGGAUCUUCAUCGCCAAGGCGAAGGAGGCGGGGCUCAGCGAAGGCUUCACGGCCUCGGCGUUUCUGCGGCAGGCGCUGCCGGAGACCCGCGAGGCCUGGCGGGACAUGGUGGCCAAGAUCCAGGGGGACGUGACGGAGGACAGCUGGAAGCAGUGGCUGGACUCUUGGGAGACGCCCAGCGAGGUGAAGUCGAAGGAGAACGUGGCACGCUGGAAGAGUUCCGUGAACAAGCUGAAGACCAUCGGAGCAUUGAUGAAUAUGAAGAAGGUGGGCAAAGUGGGGUCUGCGGACUCCGGGAAUGGUCCGCGGGCGUCAGGCAGUUUGCGGCCCGAGAAACGGUCCGGCAGCAAGGAGGAGCGACCAGAAGGCGUAAAGCGUUCCGGGAGUUUGAUGCCUUCAGGCAGCUUGAAGCCUUCAGCCAGCGCAGCCAGCCUGGCUCCGAGCUUGAACGGGUCACCUUCCAGUUCGAGGAGACCCUCAGGAACUUGGCGACCUUCUGGCAGCUUUCGGUCCCUCGCCGAGCAGUCCUCGAGCUCAGCCGCCUUGCCAACCCGAAAGCCGACACGGAGCCCCUCGCGCAAGCUGCAGACACAGACCUCCUCCGUGGAGUCUCAGCCUGAGACCUUUAACUAUCUGGUCUUGAGUGACGCCGUGAGCGCCUUCCGUUCCCGCAUAGGCAGUGGCUCCUCGGAGCAGCCAGGUGGCACCAGAGAGGAAGGCAAUCUCACCGCCUCCCUCCCGACUGGCUCACUGCCCAUCGCUAGCUCCUCCUCCGGCGUUGGGCGCCUGGCUGUGCCCCAGCGCAAGAGCCAACGCACACGCUCGAACGAGAGCGCGGCCAGUCCAUCCGAAAGCGCCAGUUUUGCUUCCAGCGCCUCGAACAAUGCUCGGAGGAUGUCUGGGGACAAUGAGUUUGAGCGUCUCAUGGCCAGAUCUCCUAUCCGCAAGGACUCGGUAUCGCCAGCAUCGCCCUUUGAGAGCCCGAGGAGGAAUUCUGUGCGGAGAGUGUCGAUUGCAAGCUCCGAUGAGGAACGGGGUGACGAAUCGACAUCCAGAGGACAUCGCUGGAAGAACCGGAAAGCGCUGCCGCGCACCGGCAGCGCUGUGAUCAAGGACAAAGCAUGAAGUUCCAGAGGCAAACCCGAUCGGUAGAUCUUGCAGUAGCGCGGAAAGGCGUCAACAUG